This is a messenger RNA of Rhagoletis pomonella (apple maggot), 460 nucleotides long. RefSeq lists its product as uncharacterized. The record is from RefSeq and is a predicted model, not a curated record. Lineage: Eukaryota; Metazoa; Arthropoda; Insecta; Diptera; Tephritidae.
AAGUUUGCUCUGCCUAUGACACGCAAAAAUUUCUCGCCGGUUCAUCUGAUUGCGGAACUAGAGCAGGGAAUUCAGACAUUAGAGGAAGACAGGGAAAAAGAUACUGCAAGAUGUAAUAUAGCCACCAGCAUUAACGCAUUCAAAAAUCAAUUCAAAAACAAUAAAAAAGAAAAAUUCAUACUGAGAAUAUUUGAAGACACAAAACGGUUUAUAAAACAACACAAGGACUCUAUAGUAAUCACAAAUGCGGAUAAGGGAAAUAAAACGGUGAUGAUGGACAAAACAGAAUACAAAGAGAAAAUGAAAGAUCUAUUGAGCGACAGAUAUACGUACAAAACGAUAAGAAUGGACCCAACACAAAAACUGCUGAGAAAAAACAACGCGAUAGUAAAUGACAUAUACAAACAGAAAAACAUUGACAAUUAUCAAAAGCACAAAUUGACAUGCAAUGCAGCUACAG